Messenger RNA from Truncatella angustata, 600 nucleotides. RefSeq lists its product as uncharacterized. The transcript is spliced from 2 exons. The record is from RefSeq and is a predicted model, not a curated record. NCBI's taxonomy places the organism in Eukaryota, Fungi, Ascomycota, Sordariomycetes, Amphisphaeriales, Sporocadaceae. Bases 1 to 600 code for a protein of 199 amino acids.
AUGAACGUUAGCCCUCCUACCCUCCCACGCGUCAGGUGGUCGGGUGUACUCAUCCCAGGAUUGAAGGAAAUGAACAAGAUGGACGAUAUUGCUGUGCAUCAAAUCAAUGCUGGGGACAGCGGCGGUGCUGAUGUGAUUUUCGAUUUCAACGGCCACGAAUUGCUGUGUCCCUUUUCUCCAGUUUCUCCAGCUGCACACAACGCGUUGCACUUGAAGCGAGAAAAGGAUAUCUUCGCUGAAGUGGCGCUGCUUAACAAAGCCAUUCUCCAACCCCCAAGUCAAGAAUUGCACUCUCCUUUUUACCCCAGAACACUCGCCUUCUGUCUCAAAACUGCUGGCGACAAGGCGGCUGUCGUCCCAAUAGACCCCACGAAGCUCACACCUGUCUUGAAGCAAACCUUGAGUACAAUGCCGAAAACGGUCAACCAACUACACGAAACCGAGGUAAUCUGGGGCAAUGGAAAGGCAAGCAACGUUGUUAUCGACCAAGAAGAUGAUGCUUGGCUCAUCGAUCUUGGAGGCGGUUCCACAGAGAGAUGGGCCGAAAAGAAGUUGGCAACAGGGUGGAGGGGGUCGAACAAACCGUCAAAAAGAUCAUGA